AUGCUUCGCCGGGGCUCACGUGCAGCCUACUAUCAUGUGACAUCAGCUGACACGGAGGACGAGGAAAAGCCGGUUCCGCCCGGACUCGCCAUUCUGACCAAUCAGAGAGAGAGUAAUCAAGGCUCCGGCAUCUUGAAGCUUUUCAGACAUCGUUUCCAACCCGCCCAACGACAGUCAGAAGCACUCUUCUGCUCUCCCUCUCACCCCACCCUCUCCAAUUGCUGUCGAGCUCCUCGGCCUCCUAUCUUCCACCUCACAUAUUUUAUAUUCCGCACAUGCGAUAAUGCUGUCGCGGUCUACUUUCAGCCGAAAUGCGCCCCGUGCGCUCCAGAAGCAGUGCUCUGCUGCCGGCAUCAACAGCCGUCGAAGCAUGGCCUCUGCUGCGACCCCAGGCCUUCAGUACGAUGUCACCGAGCUGCUGGCGUGAAGCUCGCCAAUAGAGAAGUAGCAGGCCCUACAGCAACCCUGGCGUUGGUUGCAAAGGCCGGCCCUCGUCACCAGCCUUUCCCAGGUUUCUCCGAUGCUCUCGAACAAUUCGCCUUCAAGUCUACACUCAAACGGUCGGCGUUGCGGAUCAACCGGGAGGUUGAACUGCUCGGCGGUGAAGUUUCUUCUACACACUCGCGUGAAAAUGUUGUCCUCAAGGCCAAGUUUCUCUCGAACGAUCUUCCUUACUUUGCCGAAUUGCUUGCAGAGGUUGCUUCUCAGUCAAAGUUUGCAGCCCACGAAUUGAACGAGGUCGUCAUCAAGCACCUCAAGCUCAGACAACAAGCCCUUGCCGCCAACCCUGAGCAGCAGGCUGUCGAUGCUGCUCACGCUCUGGCCUUCCACCGCGGCCUGGGUGAGAGCAUUACCCCUUCUACCACUACUCCUUUCGAGAAAUACCUUUCGGCUGAAGCCCUCGCCGAGUUCGCCCAGCAGGCUUAUGCCAAGUCCAACAUUGCCCUUGUUGGCAGUGGCUCGAACUCUGCCGAUCUUUCCAAGUGGGUUGGCCAGUUCUUCAAGGAACUCCCCAGUUCUGGCAGCUCCAGUCAGUAUCAGCUCCAGCCCGGCGCAGCUUCCAAGUACCAUGGUGGUGAGCAGCGCAUCUCUUCCAAGGCCGGUAACGCCGUUGUCAUUGCAUUCCCUGGCUCCGCUGCUUUCGGCACCUCUGGCUACAAGCCUGAGGCUUCUGUUCUUGCUGCCCUCCUGGGUGGCUUCUCCCAAGUCCGUGCCUCUACCAAGAGCCACACCUACUCUGAUGCUGGCCUUUUCACCAUUUCACUUUCUGGUAAGGCCGAUCAUGUUGCUUCAGCUAGCAAGAAUGCUGUGGAUGCCCUCAAGAAGGUUGCCGCCGGCGAAGUUGCUAGCGAAGACAUCAAAAAGGCAAUCGCUUUGGCGAAGUUCCGUGCUCUUGAAUCGGCUCAGAACCUUGAAACCGGUCUUGAGGCUACUGGCUCUGCUCUUCUCAGCGGCGGCAAGCUUACCAGAUCGGCGAAAUCGCUCAAAGCAUUGACGCCGUUACGGAGGCCCAGGUUACGGAUGCUGCAAAGAACUUCCUCUCUGGCAAGGCCUCCGUCGCCUCUGUUGGAGACCUCUUCCAGCUUCCUUACGGCGAGGACCUUGGUCUGACCGUUUAAA
Molecule: messenger RNA, 1620 nt
Organism: Aspergillus nomiae NRRL 13137
Lineage: Eukaryota; Fungi; Ascomycota; Eurotiomycetes; Eurotiales; Aspergillaceae
Product: ubiquinol--cytochrome-c reductase subunit 2
Exons: 5
Coding region: 1-1611 (536 amino acids)
Cellular component (GO): mitochondrion
Molecular function (GO): metal ion binding
Source: RefSeq, a predicted model, not a curated record